UUUACAUUGUUCAUUGUUUACGUACUUGUUAUUUGACCGUUAUUUGCACAUAAUGAGUUUUGUGGGCAGUAGUUAGCAAAAGUAUGUCGGGUAUGACAAAAAUUUUAGAAACAUAAAGCUUGGUUCCGAAAUCAUGUUUAAGAAAAUUUGCAAUCGGCAACGGCUGCAGUACAGGCCUGCAACUGGAGCUUCCCCUCCGGCUCUCCCCAUUUGCCCCACGCCCGCUCGAGUGCAAUAGAAGCUCCUUCUGUGUUGCAUCCCUCUCCCUCCUUGCUGAACCUCACCUUCAGAUGAAUAUGUUAAGUCUGGAACUUCAUGGCUUUUCUCCUCUACAUGCAAGUUAUGAUCAUAAAAGCCACUCAAAAAGGCAACUAUAUGUGGCAGCUUUAGACAAUGUGGUGAAGGAUGAGAAGAAUACUUCUAGAAGUGGUUGUGUGAGGAGAAGGUGUGAAUGCUAUGACUUGCACAACGAACUUAUUCCUUACGACAGGGCAUGGUUGUGGCAAAAAUCAAUAGUCCAGAAGAAGCAGAGUUUGAUGGUGAAUGACAAAGAUGACUCAGACUUGGUCAUUGUCCUGCAACAUCCUUCAGUUUAUACAUUGGGCACUGGUAGCUCAGAUAAAUUUUUGCAUUUCAGCCUAGAGGAUCCUCCAUAUGAAGUAUACAGGACUGACCGUGGUGGCGAGGUUACAUAUCAUGGUCCAGGGCAGCUUGUUAUGUACCCAAUCAUCAAUCUGAGGUACCACAAGAUGGAUCUCCACUGGUAUCUUAGAUCACUGGAAGAGGUAAUUAUCCGAGUUCUGUCAUCAUUUUCAGUUAAAGCAUCGAGGAUUGAUGGCUUAACCGGUGUUUGGGUUGGCAAUCAAAAGGUGGCUGCUAUUGGUAUUCACGUGUCUAAGUGGAUAGCUUAUCAUGGCCUGGCACUGAAUGUUGCCACUGACCUCACUGCCUUCAGGCACAUUGUUCCCUGUGGUAUAAGCAACCGUGAAGUUGGCAGCCUCCAAGACAUUUUGGGAGGAUCUACUAUAUGUGACUCAGAUGAGCUAAUGAAUAUCACAUAUAAAGCUUUGCUUGAGGAAUUCUGCGAGGUUUUUGAGUUUAACUUGCAGCCAAACGCUUCAUAUUUUGGGUCACUUCUAGUGGUAGAUUAAAGAAUCUGAUAUGACCUGCGCUUGAAGACCUAUCCUUUUCUAGUGUGAAGUGUGCACAUGUAUCCUCACAUUUUUUGUGGUAAGUCAGAAGAUCUUGCCUUUCUUAACAGAAGACAUUUGGACAAGCUAAAGCUUGUUCCAAAAGAUCUUCCACAGGAGUUACCUGUCCUCCAUGCAUUCUUGUCUUUGUGAAGGGGUUGAGACUCCUUCCUGGACUAGCUUCACACAAAUGAUGGAGGUGGCACCAGUAAUUGUUUGGUGACAUGAAAGGCAACAAAGUAAAUACAAAUCCAUGGAUGACCCUGCCCGGUGAGUAGUUGUAGUGGCUUAGCGAAGACUAAUUAAAUUUUACUGGUUAUUCAGCAUUAUCUGUUCAAUCUUUAUGAAGAACCAGUAACAUGAUUGAUUAAAAAUAUGUUCACUA
Nymphaea colorata (pocket water lily) is the source of this 1575-nucleotide messenger RNA. RefSeq names its product octanoyltransferase LIP2p, chloroplastic-like. Lineage: Eukaryota; Viridiplantae; Streptophyta; Magnoliopsida; Nymphaeales; Nymphaeaceae. Gene Ontology annotation, cellular component: mitochondrion. Gene Ontology annotation, biological process: protein lipoylation. Gene Ontology annotation, molecular function: lipoyl(octanoyl) transferase activity. Bases 291 to 1151 code for a protein of 286 amino acids. The record is from RefSeq and is a predicted model, not a curated record. The transcript is spliced from 5 exons.